Molecule: messenger RNA, 182 nt
Organism: Racocetra persica
Lineage: Eukaryota; Fungi; Glomeromycota; Glomeromycetes; Diversisporales; Gigasporaceae
Source: the annotation of a GenBank genome assembly
ACUUGUAUCAACAAGAUAUUAUUGAUAAAGAAAUAUUGCCUAAUAAUUUUUUCAAUGAUUUUAAUAAUUCUAACAAUGAUUUUGAACCUGAACCUUCAGUAUUGAAUCAACUUAAAUCUUUAAUAUCAAAUCAAUCUGAGCCUUUAAUAUUGAAUCAACUUAAAUCUUCAAUAUCAAAUUAA